AUGCCGAGGACUCUCUUCUUCAUGGCGUCCAACCGCUUGAGGAGGACGAGGAGCUUGCAGAUCCACAGAUCGCCGCCGUGGGCGUCGCUGCAGCUACCGGUGAUGACGAAUCCGUCAGAGAGAAUGGGCGGCCGGAAGUUCGCCGUGCUCCUGUGCGCCGAGGACUCCGACUACGUGAAGAAGGCCUACGGCGGCUACUUCGGGGUUUUCGUUCGAAUGCUGAGGGAGGAGGGCGAGGAAUGGGACGUCUUUCCGGUGGCGCGCGGCGUGUUUCCGGCGGACGGAGAGAUCGCCGCCUACGACGGAUUCGUCAUCACCGGCAGCUGCAGCGACGCCCACGGCGGCGAUCUGUGGAUCUGCAAGCUCCUCGUCCUCCUCAAGCGGUUGGACGCCAUGAAGAAGAGAAGCUGCUACUGGGCGUGUGGCUGCAUGCGGUGGCGAGGCGCUGCUACUUCCAAGCGUGCUCGCAAACAGGCGACGUUGCGGGCUGCUCUUGCGCUCGCGGCUGCUGCAGGUCGCCUGUGGAAAGGGGUUGUUGCUCGAAAAAUUUGA
Molecule: messenger RNA, 552 nt
Organism: Striga hermonthica
Lineage: Eukaryota; Viridiplantae; Streptophyta; Magnoliopsida; Lamiales; Orobanchaceae
Source: the annotation of a GenBank genome assembly